This is a messenger RNA of Osmerus eperlanus (European smelt), 2846 nucleotides long. RefSeq names its product excision repair cross-complementation group 2 (gene ercc2). NCBI's taxonomy places the organism in Eukaryota, Metazoa, Chordata, Actinopteri, Osmeriformes, Osmeridae. Gene Ontology annotation, molecular function: DNA helicase activity; hydrolase activity, acting on acid anhydrides, in phosphorus-containing anhydrides; damaged DNA binding. The record is from RefSeq and is a predicted model, not a curated record. Gene Ontology annotation, cellular component: nucleus. Gene Ontology annotation, biological process: positive regulation of mitotic recombination; nucleotide-excision repair; transcription by RNA polymerase II. The transcript is spliced from 22 exons. The coding region runs from base 130 to 2412 and encodes 760 amino acids.
AAGGCGGGUCUUAGGCGGCCCAGGCGCAUGGACUGAGAAAGGCGUAAGUAAUCAAACGGGAUCAAGACAGUCUGUUCUACUGAAGUUGGACAACAGGGUUAAGUCACUGUUACAACACCUCUUACGAGAAUGAAGCUUAACAUCGAAGGACUGUUGGUGUAUUUCCCGUAUGACUACAUCUAUCCUGAACAGUACUCCUACAUGCUGGAACUAAAGAGAACCCUGGACGCCAAGGGACAUGGUGUUCUGGAGAUGCCAUCAGGAACGGGGAAGACCAUCUCUCUCCUGUCUCUAAUCGUUGCCUACCAGCGGGCACAUCCCCUCGAGGUCACCAAGCUCAUCUAUUGCUCCAGAACCGUUCCUGAGAUAGAGAAGGUGGUGGAGGAACUGAGGAAGCUAAUGGAGUUCUAUUCCAAGGAGACGGGAGAGAAGAACAACUUUCUGGCCCUGGCCCUAUCCUCCAGAAAGAACCUGUGUGUGCAUCCAGAGGUGAGCUCCUUGCGCUUCGGGAAGGAGGUGGAUGGGAAAUGCCACAGUCUGACAGCAUCCUACAUCCGUGCCCAGCGCCAUAGUAACGCCAGCCAGCCCGUGUGUCGCUUCUAUGAGGAGUUUGAUGCGGUGGGUCGCCAGGUGCCCCUCCCGGCAGGUGUCUACAACCUGGACGACCUGAAGGACUUCGGCAGGAGGAAGGGCUGGUGUCCGUACUACCUGGCACGCUACGCCAUCCUGCAUGCCAACAUCGUGGUGUACAGCUACCACUACCUCCUCGACCCCAAGAUCGCUGACCUCGUCUCCAAAGAACUCGCCAAGAAAUCUGUGGUCGUCUUCGACGAAGCUCAUAACAUAGACAACGUAUGCAUCGACUCCAUGAGUGUCAACAUCACCAGGCGCACUCUGGACCGUUGCCAGGCCAACGUGGACACCCUCCAGGCCACCAUCCACAAGAUAAAAGAGACGGACGCCGCCAAGCUGAAGGACGAGUACAGGCGAUUGGUGGAGGGGCUGAAGGAAGCCAACGUUGCCAGGGAGACGGACGUGUACAUGUCCAAUCCCGUGCUUCCAGAUGAAAUCCUCCAAGAGGCUGUACCUGGCAGCAUCCGGACGGCAGAGCACUUUGUGGGCUUCCUGAAGCGCUUCCUGGAGUACCUGAAGUCUCGUCUGAGGAUCCAUCAUGUGGUUCAGGAGAGCGCUCCUCAGUUCCUCAAGGACAUCUUCGACAAGGUCUGCAUCGACCGCAAGCCUCUCCGGUUCUGCGCAGAGCGGCUGCGCUCGUUGCUGCGGACCCUGGAGAUCGCCGACAUCGCAGACUUCUCUGCCGUCACGCUCAUCUCCAACUUCGCCACGCUGGUCAGCACCUACAGCAAGGGCUUCACCAUCAUCAUCGAGCCCUUCGAGGACAGGACGCCCACCAUCGCCAACCCUGUCCUACACUUCAGCUGCAUGGACCCGUCCAUCGCUAUCAAGCCUGUGUUCGAGCGCUUCCAGUCAGUCAUCAUCACCUCAGGGACCCUGUCUCCUCUGGACAUCUAUCCCAAAAUACUCGACUUCCGGCCCGUCACCGUGGCGUCCUUCACCAUGACGCUGGCUCGCACCUGCCUCUGUCCGCUGGUGGUUGGCCGCGGCAACGACCAGGUGGCCAUGACCUCCAAGUUUGAGACGCGAGAAGACUUCGCCGUCGUCCGUAACUACGGCAACCUGCUGCUGGAGAUGUCUGCGAUCGUGCCGGACGGCAUCGUGGCGUUCUUCACCAGCUACGUCUACAUGGAGAACAUAGUGGCGUCCUGGUACGAGCAGGGCAUCCUGGAGAACGUGCAGAGGAACAAGCUGAUCUUCAUCGAGACGCCGGACGCAGCCGAGACCAGCAUGGCUCUGGAGAAGUUCCAGGAGGCAUGUGAGAACGGCAGGGGGGCCAUCCUGCUCUCUGUGGCCCGGGGCAAGGUGUCCGAGGGGAUCGACUUUGUGCAUCACUUUGGCCGGGCGGUGAUCAUGUUCGGGGUUCCCUACGUGUACACACAGAGCCGCAUCCUCAAGGCUCGCCUGGAGUACCUCCGGGACCAGUUCCAGAUCCGGGAGAAUGACUUCCUGACGUUCGACGCCAUGCGCCACGCCGCCCAGUGUGUCGGCCGCGCCAUCCGGGGCAAGACGGACUACGGCCUCAUGAUCUUCGCUGACAAGCGCUACGCCCGGGCGGACAAGCGCGGGAAGCUUCCCCGGUGGAUUCAGGAGCACCUGACAGACGGCAGCCUGAACUUGACCAUAGACGAGACCGUCCAGCUCUCCAAACACUUCCUGCGCCAGAUGGCUCAGCCCGUUAGACAGGAGGACCAGUUGGGUCUGUCUCUGUUGACUCUGGAGCAGCUGCAGUCUGAGGAGAUGCUGAAGAAGAUCGCUCAGAUCGCACACCAAGCCUGAGACGUCGCCGUGACGACCUCAUCAGCCUGAGACGUCGCCGUGACGACCUCAUCAGCCUGAGACGCCGCCGUGACGACCUCAUCAGCCUGAGACGUCGCCGUGACGACCUCAUCAGGUCGGGACGCAGUCAUGAUGACCUCAUCAACCCGUGACGACGCCAGCAGGCCAAGAUGCCGCCGUAAUGACAUCAUUAGUCUAAGACCCCGCCGCAAUGAAGUCAUCACCCUGAGACAUCACCUCGGAGAUGACGUCAUCAGCCUGCAAUGCUACCACGUGAUAUCAUCAAUCAUGAACACGUCCGUUACAUAGAUCUUGUAAAUGCAUCUGUCCUGUGUCACUACAGCUGUAAAUAUAAAACCUCUUUUUUAUGGAAAAUACAUUUGUUUAUAUUUGUUUGGAGGUUACAUUAAUAAAUGUUUACAUUUUGUACCAUA